AUGUUAUUUUUCCAUUUUGCCUUAUGGCACACAUGGAAAAACCGCUGCAAAAAGGUCUUUGAGGAUAGUCCUUCUCACAUUACUCUCUCUAAUCCUUUUAUUUGUAAAGCUGCUAAUGAUUGGAUUUGUGCCAAUUUGAGUUCUCACUGUAAGGAUGCCAAGGUUGAGGUCUUCCUUGCUUGGGAUUUUCCUCCUGUUGGGUGGUGGAAACUGAAUACUAAUGGUUGCCGGAAAGGUGAGGAAGGGAUUAUUUGUACUGGGGGCUUAAUUCGAAAUGUUAAUGGGGACUGGAUUGGUGGUUUCUCUGCUAAUAUUGGGAUUGGUUUUGUUUUACAAGGCGGAAAUAUUAUUCAAGGCAAAACAAAAAGAGGAAAACCAUUAUACAUGGCUCCUCAAGUGAACAAUGCCCACAGUUGGUUCUAG
Molecule: messenger RNA, 423 nt
Organism: Prunus armeniaca (apricot)
Lineage: Eukaryota; Viridiplantae; Streptophyta; Magnoliopsida; Rosales; Rosaceae
Source: the annotation of a GenBank genome assembly